Molecule: messenger RNA, 6253 nt
Organism: Plodia interpunctella (Indianmeal moth)
Lineage: Eukaryota; Metazoa; Arthropoda; Insecta; Lepidoptera; Pyralidae
Product: mucin-2-like
Exons: 1
Coding region: 83-6193 (2036 amino acids)
Source: RefSeq, a predicted model, not a curated record
GUCAAAUAUCAUUUUGUGUCGAGUGUAUUUCAGUAUUUUGUAUACUUUUAUUUUAUAAAACUUUACAUACCAUAUAAAAGCAAUGAUAGUGAUAACUAUAAUUUUAUUGUUCUUACCUAAAAUAUUCUCUGUUGAACCGGAUCGUAUCAAUGUCGGCACAGUAUUGUUUUCGCCUGAAGAAAUAAAGAGUGUAAGCUGGAGUGCUAACAACGUAGGUCUGCUGAGAGCCAGGAGAUACUUCCAGCACCUGAUACCACCCCCAUCCUUAGUAGAUCCCUCCAUAGAUCAUUUCGCAGAUACAAUUCUUGAUUACUUCUCUGACGCCGUCGAUUACAUUAAGAGAGAUGAAAUGGAUCCGUUGACAUCAGAAAUAUUAACUACUGCUGUAUCUGAUAUCAUUGGAGGCUACAUGAAAGCUUUUGUCAUACCAGUCGCCAAAUACGGUUAUUACGGUGGAACCGUAACUAAAGACGAUGCUCAGAAAAUUUACCAAUUCUAUGACGACAUCAUGGAAUACUUGAAGACUAAUGGGUCUCAGUGGAGAGAUUUUGAUGGCAAUUUCGUAAAGCCUUUGAACAUUAUUGCAACGUUGCCAACUGACAACUCCAGGUCUACGAGAGACUACUGCGCACACCUAACUUUUUACGAGGAAACUCCUUCUGGAUACACAAUACCGCUACCAACCAUUAACUUCGAUACCCAAAGUCCCGUUAUGUAUGUCCCACUAAAAGGAACUUCUAUAAUUGAUCUCGAUUCACCUAACUCAUCUGGCACAUUACUUAAUUAUUAUCAAGCUGCAAAAAAGUGUCUCAAAACUAGAAACCCAUCCACUGAAGCUGAGUUUGACUAUAGAUUCCAUACUUGGUUAACUGGUGAUGUUAUUGCACAUAUUGGUGAAGAAGAUAAUCACCUGUUCUAUGCUCUAGGUGGUAUAUUAACAUUAGCAAAUGUAGAAAAUAAUAUGACCAAAGGAAAACCUCCUCAAUUUCCAUUGAAACAUUUGGGACAAAUAAAGAAAAAACUUCACAAACCUUACCUACAUAUUAAUUUUGCAUCUAAAAAGAUAAUGAUUUUGGCCAUUCUAUUGUUUCUUGAAGUGGUUUGGUGUAUACCAGCAUUACUUUACAUGCUUUAUACGAGGAGAAAAAAAAAGAGACGUGGUAGUAAUCUAGUUUUCGUGGUCAACCCUAAAAAAGAUUCCACAAAUUUCUGUUCAAGUUCUGAAAGCGAAUCAGAAUCCGAAACACCUCAAAUAUAUUGUGAUGAUGACACAUGUGACAAAUUGAAACAGUGUAGAACCAAAUUUUUGCAAAUAAAAGAAGCAGCAGAUAGGGUUAAUUUCAAAGAUAUUUCAUCACAAACAAGUGAUACUUGCAAAUUUUCAAAAUCAACCACAAAUCGUUCCUGUUCAUGUUUUUCAAAAUCAUGCUCAACAACUUCUGAUAAAAUGUGGCCACGGUCACUAUCCAAUCUUUCCCAGAUGGUGAAACCAAGUGAAAAUCCUUCCCUGGAUGCGGGUGUUCCCGCUGCUAGUCCACCGACCAAAAAAUCUUCCCGUGCCAAUCGUUCUCCGACUAAAGGGCCAACUGCCAAGCCUUCUAAAGACGCAGGACUGAAGCCAGGAGAAACAGGUACCGAUCUUUCUCAGAUUACUGAUCAAAAUAUCAAUCCUUCCAUGCAUCCACGUUCUCGAGCCAAAAGUUCUCCCAUGAAAGAACCACACGCUAGUCCUUCUCAAGAUGCAGGAGAAAUACGUACUGACCGUUCUCAAGUUAAAGGACCAAGCAAAAUUCCUUCUCCGAAAGCACGUUCUCGCACCUUUAAUCCUUCUGUUAAAGGACCAAGCGUUCAACCUUAUCAAGACUCAGGACACAAUGCGGGAGAAUUACGUACCGAUCGUUCUCAGGUUACAGGACCAAGUCCUUCCCCGCAUACACGUUCUCGCGCCGCUAGUUCUCCUACUAAAGAACCAUACAUUAUUCCUUCUCCACAUGCAGGAGAAUUACGUUCCGAUCGUUCUCAGGUUACUGAACAAAGUCCUUCCCCGCAUACACGUUCUCGCGCCGCUAGUUCUCCUACUAAAGAACCAUACAUUAUUCCUUCUCCACAUGCAGGAGAAUUACGUUCCGAUCGAUCUCAGGUUAAAGAAACAAGCAUAAGUCCAUCCCCGCAUGCACGUUCUCGCGCCCCUAGUUCCCCUAGUAAAGAACUAUACACUAGACCUUCUCAAGAGACAGGAGAAACUCGUUCUCAGGGUACAGCACCAAGCAAAAAUCCUUCCCUGCAAGCACGUUCUCGUAACUAUAGUUCUUCUAUUAAAGGACCAAACGCUCAACCUUAUGAAGAUGCAGGACUCGGUGCAGGAGAAUUACGUACCGAUCGAUCUCAGCUUACAGAACAAAGUCCUUCCCCGCAUACACGUACUCGCGCCCCUAGUUCUCCUACUAAAGAACCAUACUUUAGUCCUUCUCAACAUGCAGGAGAAUUACGUUCCGAUCGUUCUCAAGUUAAAGAACCAAGCAUAAGUCCAUUCCCGCAUGCACGUUCUCGCGCCCCUAGUUCCCCUAGUAAAGAACUAUACACUAGACCUUCUCAAGAGAUAGGAGAAACACAUUCUCAGGGUACAGCGCCAAGCAAAAAUCCUUCCCUGCAAGUACGUUCUCGUAACUAUAGUUCUUCUAUUAAAGGACCAAACACUCAACCUUAUCAAGAUGCAGGACUCGGUGCAGGAGAAUUACGUACCGAUCGAUCUCAGGUUACAGAACCAAGUACUUCCCCGCAUACACGUUCUCGCGCUCCUAGUUUUCCUACUAAAGAACCAUACUUUAGUCCUUCUCAACAUGCAGGAGAAUUACGUACCGAUCGUUCUCAGAUUACAGGACCAAGCAUAAGUCCUUCCCCGCAUACACGUUCUCGUGCCCCUAGUUCUCCUACUAAAGAACCGAACGCUGAUUCUUAUCAAGAUGCAGAACCUAUUACAGGAGAAAUACGUACCGAUCGUUCUCAGGUUACAGGACCAAGCAUAAGUCCUUCCCCGCAUACACGUUCUCGCGCCCCUAGUUCUCCUACUAAAGAACCGAACGCUGAUUCUUAUCAAGAUGCAGAACCUAUUACAGGAGAAAUACGUACCGAUCGUUCUCAGGUUACAGGACCAAGCAUAAGUCCUUCCCCGCAUACACGUUCUCGUGCCCCUAGUUCUCCUACUAAAGAACCGAACGCUGAUUCUUAUCAAGAUGCAGAACCUAUUACAGGAGAAAUACGUACCGAUCGUUCUCAGGUUACAGGACCAAGCAUAAGUCCUUCCCCGCAUACACGUUCUCGCACCCCUAGUUCUCCUACUAAAGAACCAAAUGCUGAUUCUUAUCAAGAUGCAGUACCUAAUACAGAAGAAAUACGUACCGAUCGUUCUCAGGUUACAGGACCAAGCUUAAGUCCUUCACUGCAAGCACGUACUCGUGCCAAUAGUGCACCUAUUAAAGAACUAAAAGCUAGUCCUACUCCGACUAAAGGGCCAACCGCCAAGCCUUCUAAAGAUGCAGGACUUGAUGCAGAAGAAAUCCGUACCGAUCGUUCUCAGGUCACAGAACCAAAUAUCAAUCCUUCAAUGCAGGCACGUUCUCGCGCCAAUAGUAAUCCUAUUAAAGAACCAUACUCUAGUCUUUCUAAAUAUGCAGGAGAAAUACGUACGGAUCGUUCUCAGGUUACAGGACCAAGUAUAAGUCCUUCACUGAAUGCACAUUCUCGUGUCAAUAGUUCUUCUCUUAAAGGAUCCACCGCUAAAUCUGCUAAAUCUUAUCAAGGAGCAGAACUUAAUGCAGAAGAAAUACGUACUGAUCGUUCUCAAGUUAAAGGACCAACCACCAAUCCUUCUCCACAUACACGUUCUCACGCCAAUAGUUCACCUGUUAAGGGACAAAGUGUUCAUUCAUAUCAAGCUGCAGAACUAAAUGCAGGAGAAACUCGUGCCGAUCAUUCUCAGGUUACAGGACCAAGUAUCACUACUUCCCCGGAAACACGUUCUCGCGCCAAUAGUUCUCCUAUUAAAGUACAAAGUAUUCAUUCACAUCAAGAUGCAGGACUAAAUGCAGGAGAAACUCGUGCCGAUCAUUCUCAGGUUACAGGACCAAGUAUCACUACUUCCCCGCAAACACGUUCUCGCGCCAAUAGUUCUCCUAUUAAAGUACAAAGUAUUCAUUCACAUCAAGAUGCAGGACUAAAUGCAGGAGAAACACGUGCCGAUCGUUCUCAGGGUACAGGACCAAGCAUCAAUACAUCCCUAAAUGCACGAUCUAACGCCAAAGGUUCUUCUAUUGAAGGACCAAACGCUAAUCCUCAACAAGACGUAGGACCAAAUACAGGAGAAAAACGUACCGAUAAUUCCGUGAUUACAGGAUCAAGUAUAAAUCCUAUUCUAAAUGCAAGACCGUGUCUGCAUGAAGGAGCAACAUACACCAAUACUUUUCAAAUUACAGGAUCAAGCCUGAAUCCUUCCCAAAAUUCAGAAACUCGCACUAGUCGCUUUCUAAUCGCAAGGUUUACAGAAUCAAGCACUAAUCUUUCUCUGGAAACUAGUUCACGUAUGAAUUAUUCUCAAAUUACAGGAUCAAGUCUGAACCCGCCCCUGGAUGUAGAGCCAUGCACCAAAUGUUCCCAGAUAACAGGACCAAGUUUCAAUCUCUCCUUGGAUACAGGGGCAAGUGUCACUUGUUCUCAAAUUACUGGACCCAGCGUCAAUUCUUCUCUGAACACAGGAUCAAACUCCAACUCUGCAUCUGAUCCACAAGGAAAAGUACAUGUACCUGAUUGCAAAAAUGUAAAAAAUGAAAGCAAAAAAUACAGAUCUAAUCGACACAAAAAGACUUACGAAGCUAAAGAUACUACCAUUACUAAACAGCAAUAUAAAUCUAGCGAUUUUGAUUCAACUCAAAGAAAAGCUGAAAGUAGUUUUUUCAAAGGCAAGUUGAUGCGGAAAUGUAAAAGAAGCGAGCAGACACCUACACCUGCAGAUAAUACCAUGGAUGCAUCACCAUGUUCUGUUACAUGUACUAAGUUAUGCCCACCCGGAACAUGUGAUUGUAAACGAUUGAAGCGGACACCAACAAAUGUAGGUGCUAUAAUAACGCAUGUAAUGAAAAUGCCUCACGCAGACACCGUGGGCGCGAUUCCAAGUGCGAUCUGCCCUGACACAAAUAGUGAUCGUAAGCAGUCAAGAAAAUCUAACCUCAGUGCUAUAAUGGCACAUAUAUCUGCCAUUGAUAACACGAGGGAAAAAACAUCUUUAUGUCCUGAUUGCCCUCAAGGAAAUUGUAAUUGUAAAAAAAUAAAAUCAAAUAUUGGUGCUAUAAUGACUCAUGUUUCUCCCGUGAUACAUGAAUCGCAUGUGUCACAUGUGUCGCAUGAAUCCCAUGAUAACCCAAUGGGUGUUCCAUGCCCAGCGUAUCCACAAAGAACUUGUGAGUGUAAACAUUUGGGAAAAUCAUUAACACAACGAAAGACCGAAGAAGCCAAAAUAGUACAAACGUGUAACACGCGCAGCAGUCACAUGCCAAUUUUUGACAAACCAAGAUAUAAUGACAACCUAACAUUUGGUUGCAAGUCCAGUGAUGACAGUAUGAAAUUUGAAUCCAGUACCAGAGUUAUUAGAAAGAACACAGAUGAAUUGAUUAAACUCAUUAAUACAAGUGCAUUGUUAGAACAGCCUACUCAAAGUUUCUACGAGAAACGUAGUAUAUCCAGCAGUGAGAGUGACUCGAGAGUUGAAGAGUUAAGGACAUGUCCAACCAUCACUUUGUUUGCAGACGACGAUUCCAGUGGACAAAGUACGAAAACAGUGUAUAGUAAUUUUGAAGAAGCCACAACGAGCGAUGAGAACGAUUUAAAAUGGCACUUACGUGAAAUGGAACACACUGUGCAUUGUACAUUAAAAAGAACUGUAAGCCCACUCUUAGGAAUUACAAUAGAGAAACCAAACACGUCUAUAUGCGUUGAUAUAACAACGUGUAAAAGCAAAAUACCUACAAGAGUCUUAAGUAAUGCCACAUCGAAUCAGAUUCCACCUCAUCGAAGACGGCAGCUGGAAGCUCGUGCAGGCAGCAGAAUCCCAAUGCGAAUAAAGAGAACCUCUGAUGAUAUCCAGGUUGCAAGCCACACAGCCGGCUCAUCUUCAGAUCCUAGGUUAAAUGUAACUUUAUAACAUACUUAGGGUUAUAUUAGUUAUCUAGGUUAUUUUAUACUAUUAUAUGUAUUUAUAAGC